UUUGUUCAGUCAUCAACAGCAUUCGUGACUGGCAACGUCGUUUCGUUCGUCCGUCGCCGAAAGAAAUCGAGAAUUUCAGAAGAUUUUUGGAUUCUACUGCCCCACAAGGCAGUGCAGCUUCUUCUUCUUCUUCUUAGCCGCGGCGCGGGUGUGUGUGCGUGUGUGCCCCCUCUCUCUGUCACUGUGUGUGUACGUCGUGUGUGUGUGAGUGCGUGUGUGCCGAAGAAUUCCCCCCCACCCACUUCAUACAACAAGAAAAAUAAUUCAUUAACAAAAAAAAGAAAUUAAUUGCAAAAGAAUGAAUCUCGCUUGCCAAGAAGAAGAAACGUAUUGAUCAUAUUUAUAAACAAAACAGCACACAGCCAAAUCACAAAAAGGACUAAACGAACGUUAAAUAUAAUAUAACUGUUUAUUAUUUUUUUCAAGUGCAUUUUGGUUCGCUAAAAUAUGUGCGCGAGUAUGAGUGUCAAGUGUAAACAACAACAACAACAGCAACAACGACAGCAAACAUGUGCAAAAUAAGUCACAGCCAGAAAGCAACAACAACAACAACUACUACAACUACUGCAACAACGGCAACAUAAUUAUAAUGGCUUGAAAGAAAUCACACACACAACAACAUCAACAUCAACAACAGGCAACAACCAAAACAACAACAUCAUACCCUCACCAUUCAACAACAACAACUACAACAACAAAAUCCUCCCACACAACAACAACAACAACAGCAGCAAGAAGAAGAACCAACCGCCUUCCAAAAAAUCCAAAAGAUUCUUUUUCCGGAACCUAAAGUGAACAAAAUAAGAAACAUAACACAUAACCAACCAUAAAAUCAUAAUAAUCAUAAUAAUAACACACCGAAAUUGGCUUAUUUAUGCAUUUUUUUGAGCACGUAACAAGAAACAUAAUACUUAAGGUGUAAAUGUGAUGACUAAAAAACGACAACAACCAAUUUAUGACAAUUAACUAACAAGUAAAAUCGAAACGACAAACAGAAAAGCUGAACUCAAAACAGCAUAGAACACAAAUAUAAUGCCAGGCCUUAUAGCCUUAUAAGCCACAAAAUUGGUACAAUCCAAAAACUGAAAAGCCCUGAAAAACAACAAGCAAAUAAAACAAAAAACAAAAAAGCAUAAGCAUAAAAAACUGACUGAGAAUUAUUGAAUUAACCCAAGAAAGCCCACGAAUGCAGCCAACAUUGCCACAAGCCGCUGGGACAGCCGAUAUGGAUCUGACGGCUGUUCAAUCAAUCAACGAUUGGUUUUUCAAAAAGGAGCAAAUUUAUUUAUUGGCACAGUUUUGGCAACAGCGCGCAACCCUUGCCGAAAAGGAAGUGAACACACUCAAGGAGCAGCUAUCCACCGGCAAUCCCGACAGCAAUCUCAACAGCGAGAACAGCGAUACAGCAGCAGCGGCAGCAGCAGCAGCAGCAAACACAAACGACAUCGAGGACAUUGAGCUACAGCAGCAGCAGCAGCAACAGUUGCAACAACAGUUGCAGCAAACGGACAGCGAGAAGCUGCUGAACAGCUCCAUUGUUGCAGCGGCCAUAACGCUGCAGCAGCAGAACGGCAGCAAUCUGCUGGCAAACACAAAUACGCCGUCGCCCUCGCCGCCGUUGCUCAGCGCCGAGCAGCAGCAGCAGUUGCAUAGCACAUUGCAACAGAGCGGCGGUGUUGGCGGCGCUAUUGGCGGCGCUUGCCUCAAUCCCAAACUCUUCUUCAAUCACGCCCAGCAGAUGAUGAUGAUGGAGGCGGCAGCCGCGGCAGCAGCGGCGGCCUUGCAACAGCAGCAGCAACAGCAAUCGCCCCUCCAUUCGCCGGCGAAUGAAGUUGCCACGCCCACAGAACAGCCAGCGGCAACAGUUGCAGUAGCAGCAGCAGCAGCAACGCUUGCCACUGGCAACAUGAAGAGCGGCAACAACAGCAGCAACGUCAAUCACAACAGCAACAGCAACAACAACAGUCACCAGGACGAAGAGGAGCUGGACGACGAAGAGGAGGAGGAGGAGGACGAGGAGGAGGCGGAGGCGGAAGCGGAACAAGCGGAGGAGGAGGAUGAGGAGGAGGAUGAUGAGGAGGAGGAGAAUGCCUCGAUGCAAUCGAAUGCUGAUGACAUGGAGCUGGAUGCACAGCAAGAAACCAGAACUGAGCCAAGUGCAACAACAACACAACAGCAGCAGCAGGAUGCAGAGGAUGUUGCGGAGAAGAAGGAGGAUGCGGGGGAGGCUAGUUUAAAUGUUAGCAAUAAUCACAAUACAACAACCGAUAGCAAUAAUAGUUGUAGUCGAAAGAACAACAAUGGCAGUGGCGCUGCAAGUGGCGGCAAUGAAAGUGAGCAACAUGUUGCAAGUUCAGCGGAGGACGAUGAUUGCGCCAACAACAAUACGAAUACCAGCAAUAACAACAAUGCCAGCAACACAGCCACCAGCAACACCAACACGAACAACAACAACAAUAAUAAUAAUAACAACAACAGCACCAACAACAAUAAUAACAACAACAACAAUCACAGCAGCAGCGGCAACAGCGAGAAGCGCAAGAAGAAGAACAAUAACAACAACAAUGGACAGCCUGCUGUUCUACUAGCUGCCAAAGAUAAAGAGAUUAAAGCACUGCUGGACGAACUGCAACGCUUGAGGGCACAGGAGCAGACGCACCUGGUGCAGAUCCAGCGACUGGAGGAGCACCUGGAGGUCAAGCGCCAGCACAUCAUCCGUUUGGAGGCGCGUCUGGAUAAGCAGCAAAUCAAUGAGGCGCUGGCCGAGGCAACCGCUUUGGCAGCUGCCGCCGCCACCAACAACAACAACAAUAGCCAGAGCAGCGACAACAACAAGAAGCUGAAUACCAGCGCCGAAAGAGCGAUGGAUGCCGAUCUGCCGGAGUCCACAAAGGCGCCACUAGCAACGGCGAACGAGGAUGAGGAUGACGAGCAGGCCAUGCUGGUGGACAGCGAGGAAGCGGAGGAUAAGCCAGAGGAGUCGCAUCAACACGAUGAGGACGACGAGGAGGACGAGGCCGAGGAUCGGGAGGCGGUCAAUGCCAACAACACCAACACCAACACCAACUCCAUCGAUAGCAACGAGCUCAAAAUCAAAAAGGAACAGCACAGUCCGCUGGAUCUGAAUGUGCUCAGUCCGAAUUCGGCGAUCGCCGCUGCAGCCGCGGCCGCCGCUGCCGCCGCCUGCGCCAAUGAUCCCAACAAAUUCCAGGCACUGCUCAUCGAGCGGACCAAGGCCUUGGCCGCCGAGGCGCUCAAGAAUGGAGCCAGCGAUGCCCUCAGCGAAGAAACCAACCGAAAUCGUGCAGAAGAAGAAGACGCAGUGUCGCCAACUGCAACUGCAACUGCUACACUUGCAACACUUGCAGCACUGGCAACACCUGCAACACUUGCCACAACUGCAGCACUUGCAACAACUGCAGCACUUGCCAAAACUGCAGCACAUGCAACAACUGCAGCACUUGCAGCACCUGCAACACUUGCAACAACUGCAAAACUUGCAACAUCUGCAACACUUGCAACAACUGCAACACUGGCAACACGUGCAGCACCUGCAACAGUGGCAAGCCAGUGCGAGUCGCAGGCAAAAGCCAGCCAUGAGAUGGCGGCGCCCAAGCAGGAGAUCGAAGAAGUGGAUGACGAUGAGGUGGAGGAGCUGGAGGAGGAUGCCACCGAUGAGCAGCCGGUGAUCCUGCCGCAGCAACUGGUCAACGACUAUUGGCGCCGUGGCUUUGUCGCUGAAACGGGGCACAGCAGCAAUGGGAGCAAAACGCCAACAAUUUAUCAAAAUUUUAAGGUCGAGCAGCAGCAGCAGCAACAGCAGCAGGCACAGUUGCUGCCGCCACCGCCGCCGCCGCCACCACCCGCAGCACCACCAACAGCAGCACCACCCCUUUCGCAGCAACAACAUCUACACUUUUCACAGCAACAACAGCAACAACAACAGCAACAACAUUUACAACAGCAACAUGGACCAUCGUCCACAGCGCUGCUUAGUCAACUGGUUAACUCAACAUUUUCCAACUCUUCAAACUCUUCUCGCCUAGAUGCCCACCACCACCAGCAGCAGCAGCAGCACCACCACCAACACCACCAGCAGCAGCAGCACCACCACCAGCAGCAGCAGCACCAUCAGCAGCAGCAACACCUCCACCAGCAACAUCAUCAUCACCUGCAACAGCAGCAGCAACCAAACAGCGGCAGCAGCAGCAACAACAGCAAUGCGGCAAACAACGAGCAUGGUCAUCAUGGUCAUCACUUGCAUGGCCAUGGUCAUGGCGGUUUGCUGCAUCCAUCGGCGGCGCACCAUCUGCACCACCAGGCGGCGAACGAAUCCAACUCGAAUUCGAGCACACCCACAGCGCUGGGCAAUGCAAGUGGUAGCAGCGGCAGUGGUGCGAGCAACAGCAGCAAUGCCAACAGCACCACCGCUCAAUUGGCGGCCAGUUUGGCCAGCACACUGAAUGGCGGCAAAUCGCUGUUGCAGGAUGAUGCCACCAGCAAUGGCUUGGCCACCGCUGCCGCCAUGGCCGCACAUGCCCAGCAUGCGGCUGCUACCCUGGGACCGGGCUUUUUGCCCGGCCUGCCGCCUGCGUUUCAAUUUGCCGCCGCCGCUCAAGUGGCCGCCGGUGGCGAUGGGCGUGGCCAUUAUCGUUUCGCCGACUCCGAGUUGCAGCUGCCACCGGGCGCCUCGAUGGCCGGUCGUUUGGGUGAAUCACUAAUACCCAAAGGUGAUCCCAUGGAGGCCAAGCUGCAGGAGAUGUUGCGCUACAACAUGGACAAGUAUGCCAAUCAAGCGCUGGAUACCCUGCACAUUUCGCGACGUGUACGCGAAUUGCUCUCAGUGCACAACAUUGGCCAACGGCUAUUUGCCAAAUAUAUAUUGGGACUGUCGCAGGGCACCGUGUCCGAGUUGCUGAGCAAACCGAAGCCGUGGGACAAGCUGACGGAGAAGGGACGCGAUAGCUAUCGCAAGAUGCACGCCUGGGCCUGUGACGAUAAUGCCGUCAUGCUGCUCAAAUCGCUGAUACCCAAGAAAGAUUCUGGACUGCCGCAGUAUGCGGGUCGUGGUGCCGGCGGCGCUGGCGGCGAUGAUUCCAUGUCCGAGGAUCGGAUUGCCCACAUCCUCAGCGAAGCCUCAUCGCUGAUGAAACAGAGCAGCGUGGCCCAGCAUCGCAGUCACGGCGGCGAGGAUUCGCACAGCAAUGAGGAUAGCAAAUCGCCACCACAGAGCUGCACAUCGCCGUUCUUCAAGGUGGAACAGCAGCUGAAGCAGCAUCAGCAUCUCAAUCCCGACCAGGCAGCCGCUGCCCAGCAGCGGGAAAGGGAACGCGAGCAACGGGAGAGGGAACGGGAGCAGCAGCAGCGAUUGCGGCACGAGGAUUUGGCCCAGGACAAGAUGGCACGUCUCUAUCAGGAGCUAAUUGCACGCACACCACGUGAAACAGCCUUUCCCAGCUUUCUCUUCUCACCCUCGCUAUUUGGAGGAGCCGCUGGCAUGCCGGGCGCCGCCAGCAAUGCCUUUCCCGCCAUGGCCGAUGAGAAUAUGCGUCACGUCUUCGAGCGCGAGAUUGCCAAGCUGCAGCAGCACCAGCAGCAACAGCAGCAGGCUGCCCAGGCACAGGCACAGUUCCCCAACUUCUCCAGCCUGAUGGCGCUGCAGCAGCAGGUCCUCAAUGGUGCACAGGAUCUCUCGCUGGCUGCCGCCGCUGCCAAGGACAUCAAGCUGAAUGGUCAACGCAAUUCGCUGGAACACAGCGCCGGCAGCAGCAGUUGCUCCAAGGAUGGCGAACGCGAUGAUGCCUAUGCCAGCUCACUGCACGGACGCAAAUCCGAGGGUAGCGGCACACCCGCACCACCUGCCCCGCCAUCGGGUGGUGCCAGUGUACCAACUGGAACAGCCGCACCACCAGCCGGCGGUGCGAGCAGCAAUUCGGCAGCACCCAGUCCGCUGAGCAACUCCAUACUGCCGCCGGCACUGAGCAGCCAGGGUGAGGAGUUUGCGGCGACAGCAAGUCCGCUGCAGCGCAUGGCAUCGAUUACCAAUUCGUUGAUUACCCAACCGCCGGUGACGCCGCACCACAGUACACCACAGCGACCCACCAAGGCGGUGCUGCCGCCCAUCACCCAGCAACAGUUCGAUAUGUUCAACAAUCUGAACACCGAGGAUAUUGUGCGGCGUGUGAAGGAGGCACUAUCGCAGUACUCCAUUUCGCAGCGUUUGUUUGGCGAAUCAGUGUUGGGUUUGUCGCAGGGAUCCGUAUCCGAUCUACUGGCCAGACCCAAGCCAUGGCACAUGCUCACGCAGAAGGGGCGUGAACCCUUCAUACGCAUGAAGAUGUUCCUCGAGGAUGAGAAUGCGGUGCACAAGCUGGUGGCCAGCCAGUAUAAGAUCGCGCCCGAGAAGCUAAUGCGCACGGGCAGCUACAGUGGCAGUCCGCAGAUGCCGCAGGGAUUGGCCAGCAAAAUGCAAGCGGCCUCGCUGCCCAUGCAAAAGAUGAUGAGCGAACUGAAGCUGCAGGAGCCGGCACAGGCGCAGCAUCUGAUGCAGCAAAUGCAGGCGGCGGCCAUGUCGGCGGCCAUGCAACAGCAGCAGCAGCAAGUGGCACAGGCGCAACAGCAGGCACAGCAGCAGGCGCAACAGCAGGCGCAACAGCAUCUGCAGCAGCAGGCGCAACAGCAUCUGCAACAGCAGCAGCAACAUCUCGUCCAGCAGCAGCAUCCACAUCAGCAGCACCAUCAAGCGGCCGCCGCCGCUGCUGCGCUGCAUCACCAGAGCAUGUUGCUAACCUCGCCGGGAUUGCCGCCCCAACAUGCCAUCAGUCUGCCACCAUCGGCGGUGGGUGGUGCACAGCCAGGUGGUGGUGGUCCGGGUGGCAAUCAGGGCGGUUCGAAUCCAUCGAACAGCGAUAAGAAACCGAUGCUGAUGCCCGUGCAUGGCACCAAUGCCAUGCGUAGUCUGCAUCAGCAUAUGUCGCCCACCGUUUACGAGAUGGCCGCAUUGACCCAGGAUCUGGACACGCACGACAUCACCACCAAGAUCAAGGAGGCGCUGUUGGCCAACAAUAUCGGUCAGAAGAUAUUUGGCGAAGCCGUUUUGGGACUUUCUCAGGGCUCCGUGUCCGAGCUGCUGAGCAAACCGAAGCCAUGGCACAUGCUCUCCAUCAAGGGCCGGGAACCAUUCAUCCGGAUGCAAUUGUGGCUCAGCGAUGCCAACAAUGUGGAGCGAUUGCAGUUGCUGAAGAACGAGCGACGGGAGGCCAGCAAACGGCGCAGGAGCACGGGCCCCAAUCAACAGGACAAUAGUAGCGAUACCUCCAGCAAUGAUACCAAUGAUUUCUAUACCAGCAGUCCGGGUCCCGGAUCUGUGGGCUCUGGUGUUGGCGGUGCACCGCCAAGCAAAAAGCAACGUGUCCUCUUCUCCGAGGAGCAAAAGGAGGCACUGCGUCUGGCAUUCGCCUUGGAUCCGUAUCCAAAUGUGGGCACCAUUGAGUUUCUGGCCAACGAGUUGGGUCUGGCAACGCGUACGAUCACCAACUGGUUCCACAAUCAUCGCAUGCGUUUGAAGCAACAGGUGCCCCAUGGACCGGCCGGUCAGGAUAAUCCGAUUCCGAGUCGCGAGAGUACCAGUGCCACGCCCUUCGAUCCCGUCCAAUUCCGCAUCCUGCUGCAGCAGCGCCUGCUGGAGCUGCACAAGGAGCGCAUGGGCAUGAGCGGUGCCCCCAUACCCUAUCCGCCCUACUUUGCGGCCGCUGCCAUUUUGGGACGCAGUCUGGCGGGGAUUCCCGGUGCCGCUGCGGCCGCUGGAGCAGCUGCAGCAGCUGCCGCUGUUGGCGCCACUGGCGGUGAUGAGUUGCAGGCUUUGAAUCAGGCAUUCAAGGAACAGAUGAGCGGCCUGGAUCUAUCGAUGCCCACAUUGAAGCGGGAACGCAGCGAUGACUAUCAGGAUGAUAUGGAAAUGGAGGGCGCUGGUCACAAUCUGAGUGACAAUGAAUCGCUGGAGGGCCAGGAGCCCGAGGACAAGACCACCGACUACGAGAAGGUGCUGCACAAAUCCGCAUUGGCCGCCGCCGCCGCCUACAUGUCCAAUGCGGUGCGCAGUUCGCGACGCAAGCCAGCUGCACCACAGUGGGUCAAUCCCGCCGGUGCGGUGACCAAUCCCAGUGCUGUUGUCGCCGCCGUUGCUGCCGCCGCCGCUGCAGCAGCGGACAAUGAGCGCAUCAUCAAUGGUGUGUGCGUGAUGCAGGCAUCCGAGUAUGGACGCGAUACGGAUGCGGAUAGCAAUAAGCCAACGGAUGGUGGCAACGAUUCCGAUCAUGAGCAUGCCCAGCUGGAGAUCGAUCAGCGUUUCAUGGAGCCGGAGGUGCACAUCAAACAGGAGGAGGAUGACGAUGAUGAGCCAACGGUUCAGCAAGCGAUUCAACUGGACAGCGAGGAGACGGCGAGCAGUGAGCAGCAAAAACUGAAGGUGAUCAACGAGGAGAAGCUGCGCAUGGUGCGAGUUCGCCGACUGAGCAGCACUGGCGCUGCCUCCUCCGAUGAGAUGCCAGCUCCACUGGCGCCACCACCACCACCUCCAGCAGUCACUGCCUCCUCCGUUGCCAGCGGAGAGAGCAACACCACCAGCAGCAACAGCAGCAGCAGCAACAGCAGCAACAGCAACAGCAGCAGCAGCAGCACACCAGCGGUAACCACUGCAGCUGCAACUGCGGCAGCCGCUUGGAAUUACUAAAGUAAUUAACAGAAUUAACCGAAUUAAUCGAACUAAAUAUGAAUUCAGUGCAAUGUGUAGAGAGGAGCGGAGAUGGAAACGCGUUUACUUGUGAUUAAGUUUGAAUGUUUAAACGAUGUGAGGACCCAGGAGACAUACAUACAUACAUAAAUACAUGCAUACAUACAUAGAAAUAGCACUUAGGCACUAGAAAACUAUAUAUUUUUUUUGUUUUUUUUUUUUAUUAAACAUUAACUACUAAAUAUAGGCGUUAGUUGUAGACGUUAAGGUAGCCUUAGGUUGAGGAGUUGUAAUAGUUGUAGCUAAAAGUUUAGAGACGCUAUGCGAUGAAGAUGAUAAUGAUCAUAAUGAUGAUGAUGAUGGUGAUGAUCAUAAUGCUGAUCAUAAUGAUGAUAAGGAUGAUAAGAGAGAGCAGCGCAAAAGUAUUAAUGAGAAAAUAAACCCCAUUUAAGUACCCCCGACUUGCCGAAGAACUUUAACCAAAAUGUCGAGAUCCAAUUGAUAGUGAAAGAUUUGAUCUUGCAAAGAUGUUCGAUUUCGAUUUCGAUUUUUCGAUUUGUUUCUACUUGAAGACUGUAAGCAAAGGCGGUAGGAUUGAUAACUACACACGUAAUUCUAUUCUAUACAUACAUAUACAUAUAUAUAUAUAUAUUUUUUUUUUUUUUUGAGAAACUAUUAUAUGAUUAUUAGCAGUGUAGCUGGUUAAGUGUAAAUAAAUAAUUAAAUGAAUGAUGAUUAACGAUUGACGUUGUACAUAGAUUUCUUGCGAGGCAUGAUCUUGCUGUCGUUCUUCCUAAACAAAAAAUCCUACCUUCUACCACCCUCAGCAACCGACUUGUUUAACUAUCUUUUGAUCUCAAGCAAAACAAAAACAAAAACAAAAUAAAACAAAACAAAAGCGUAAACGAAAAGGAAAAGGAAACAAAACAAAGUAAAGCAGAAAUUGAUAGGGGAAAUGUGGAAGGAAUGGAAUGAAAAUCCAAAGUAAAAGAUAGU
Messenger RNA from Drosophila yakuba, 9727 nucleotides. RefSeq names its product homeobox protein cut (gene cut). The transcript is spliced from 7 exons. Gene Ontology annotation, molecular function: DNA binding; DNA-binding transcription factor activity, RNA polymerase II-specific. The coding region runs from base 1187 to 8731 and encodes 2514 amino acids. Gene Ontology annotation, biological process: regulation of DNA-templated transcription. The record is from RefSeq and is a predicted model, not a curated record. Lineage: Eukaryota; Metazoa; Arthropoda; Insecta; Diptera; Drosophilidae.